CCGGACGCCUCACAACGUCCCUCCAAACCUAAGCCCUGUUGACCACGAUAGUGCGAUGCAACCUUAUUUCUUCGAAAAUGUCUACCAACAGGCCCUUCCAUCUCAAUCCCAAACCCUUGCGGACAAACCAACUGUUCCUCCGGUCGGAUUCAUGCACGAUCCGUACCAGAAUAAUUCUAUGAGACCGCGCCCGCCAGCACUUCAGACGCAAAACCUGGUCAAGGUCAAUGAACACCCGUCUGAAUCUCCGUAUUCAAGGCCACAUAGUUCUAUUGACAGCCCAUGCACGCAAUUAUCGACGCCGAUGACGCCCGCAAAAUCGCUAUUCUACAUGAAUGGCUCUGCCGCAGAUAGCUUGACUUCCUUCUCUCCUUCGUCAAACACGAGCGGAGAAUCUGCUUCGCCAGAACGAGCUUCUCCAGUAACUGACAACGCUCCGCUGGACGAAGCUGCUAGUAGUACAUCACUUACCGACCACUCUGGCAAUACGACCGAGCGUAAAAAACGCAACUCUAGGCGUAUGUGGACUCAUUCGCUCGAGAAAUACAUAUUCACUCCCCAUGAAAUUGCGACUUUGGGGACGCCGCAUCGGCGUACAAUAUAUUCCGCCUCACUCGAAGCACACAUUGAUCGCCUUCACAGCCAGUUGCUCGGCAUUGACCUCUUCCCUGUGGAUGUCAAGGAUCUCGAAGUGUACAGAGGUCUAAAUUGCAAAAUUGCAAAGGGUAUGGUCGCAGGACUGCAGCAUGACUUCGUCCGAGUCCGCACACAACUACUUGAAAUCGAACGUGCAAUGAAUAACGCUCGCGAGAUUGCAGCAAUGCGUGCGAACCACGAGAGGAUCAGAGCACAAUCUCAAGGGCAGGGGGAGACUUACGGACUCGGGUUGUCGAGUAACUUUUCUCGCGGAGCGUCACACAGUAAUAAUCAGCCGCGGGCUCAUGAUAGCAAUUGACUGCGUUUUAAACAGUCUCGUAGUGCUAGAGAAUAGCAGGUUACUCUCCAACGAGACUCAAUUGGCUCUUCGGCGAUAAAUUUAUUAAGCAUCCGUAGCUACUGUGAUGGUUUCUCAAUCCCGUCAAUAAAUCCAUUU
Fomitiporia mediterranea MF3/22 is the source of this 1093-nucleotide messenger RNA. RefSeq lists its product as uncharacterized. Bases 56 to 955 code for a protein of 299 amino acids. NCBI's taxonomy places the organism in Eukaryota, Fungi, Basidiomycota, Agaricomycetes, Hymenochaetales, Hymenochaetaceae. The transcript is spliced from 5 exons. The record is from RefSeq and is a predicted model, not a curated record.